AUGCAGUUGUAUGGAUAUGUAUUCAUCAUCGUGUAUACUUACAGAUUACGAUGUCAACCUGUAACUCAAAAUCAUGCAUUUAAUGUUUAUUCCCCAUUAAAAAGUGCAUCAGCUAUUUGUUUUGUGCAGCAUUUGUUCUCCAGAAUUUUCAGAUCAUGUGGUUCACACUGGCUUGAUCUUUUUGCAAUACUGGCAAUACAAGUUUAUCAAGAUAAAUACGUCAGCAGAUAUGUAGUUCAUCUGUCCUGGAACGACGCGAGACAAACAACAUCCGUGUGCGUGAGACUUCCUCCUGUUAUGGUGAAGGUAACUUUCUGCACAUCAUUUGAGGAUUUCUUUGAAGACGUUCUCACCAAAGGAGCACAACACAGAGGAUUGAGCUGGAAAGGGCCCAGCAUGCACGCAGACGAGCCACAGAGAGACGUCCGUCCCCGACAGGUGAAGGUGAUUCAUUUCUCUAGUGGAGAGACUCUGACAGAGGAUGAUGAUGGUGAGGAAGAGGAGGCACAACAUCAGCUUCAUCAAGCUCCCAGUGUUUCUGACCCGGAUACCUGGACAUGGAAGGAUUAUUCUCGGUUUUGGGGAACACAGAUUUUGAGGAAAUCCUUACUAUUUUGUGAUUUUCUUGGAGAGAAAAUGGCUGGUUUGCUGGGUCUGAAUACUGCCAAAUAUCAGUAUGCUGUAGACCAGUAUCAGAGAGAACAUAAGAAUGAAGCAGAAGGAGAAGUUUUGUCCGCAAGCACCAGUGUGAAUGACGAGGAGAUAAUUAAUCUGUCAAAAAUAGUAAGCAAACACAAACAGUAUGGAGCCACAAAUGUGCAGGACCUGCCGCAGCAAACCCUGGAAGAAACACUACGAUAUAAAGGGGAGCAGAAUGAAGGAUACAGCUCUAAUGAAUAAGAGAUCUGGAAGAUCUUAAAAAAAGAAAAGAAAAAAAAAGUGAAUUGAAAUUUUUUAUUUUAUGUCCUUGUUUAAUUUAUGACCAUCACACUAAGUGCUGAAGAUAUUUCUGAUACACAAAUAAAAAAACUUUGGUUCUUCCAUGUCCAAAA
Cyprinus carpio (common carp) is the source of this 1052-nucleotide messenger RNA. RefSeq lists its product as uncharacterized. The record is from RefSeq and is a predicted model, not a curated record. Lineage: Eukaryota; Metazoa; Chordata; Actinopteri; Cypriniformes; Cyprinidae.